Fomitopsis serialis is the source of this 489-nucleotide messenger RNA. RefSeq lists its product as uncharacterized. Gene Ontology annotation, molecular function: protein binding. The annotation marks the transcript as partial. Lineage: Eukaryota; Fungi; Basidiomycota; Agaricomycetes; Polyporales; Fomitopsidaceae. The transcript is spliced from 2 exons. The record is from RefSeq and is a predicted model, not a curated record.
AGCCGGGACGGGCGGUUCUGGUACGACGACGGGAACAUCAUCAUCAUCGCUCAAGGUAUCGGGUUUCGCGUGUUCAAGGGCCUGCUCGCCGCAGAAUCCGAUGUAUUUCGCGACAUGUUCACUCUCGCCAAACCUGCUCCGGAUCUCUCGCGGGAACUGGUCCCGGACGACUGUCCCGUUGUCCACGUCACGGAUACCGCGGCCGAAAUUCGUUCGCUCCUGGCAAUGCUUUUGGGUGGUAGACAGUAUAUGCGACGCGUCAAGUUCGAAUUUGACGAUGUUGCGAAUUGCAUGCGUCUCGCGCACAAAUACGGCAUUCAGGACUUGGUCGAGGAUUCACUGGAGGAACUGAAGCGAUAUUUUCCGGAGGAUUUUGAAUCCUGGGAGAAGAGCCUCGUCUGUGAUCAACUCACAAAGGCUAUCACCGCCGUGAACUUGGCACGUCUCACCAAUAGUCUGUCGAUCCUCCCCGCUGCUCUAUACCGCUGC